CGCAGACUUCAUCCAUAUUUCAUCGCCGUUGAACCAGCUCGUGCUUUCCCCGCAUUUGCUCCUCCAUCUUAACCCCGCAUACUCGUCGACUCCCCACCCCACCAUAUUACCCCAACUCCAACAAAAAGGUCACCACCACCAUGGCCCCUCUCAUCACGCACCUCUACACAGCCGACCCCUCUGCCCACGUCUUCGAGGGCAAGAUCUACAUCUACCCGUCGCACGACCGCGAGACGGACAUCCAGUUCAACGACAAUGGCGACCAGUACGACAUGGCCGACUACCACGUCUUCAGUACCGAGUCGCUGGACCCGCCCGCGCCCGUAGUCGACCACGGCGUCGUGCUCAAGACCGAAGACAUUCCCUGGGUGUCCAAGCAGCUGUGGGCCCCCGACGCCGCCCACAAGAACGGCAAGUACUACCUGUACUUCCCCGCCCGCGACAAGCAGGGCAUCUUCCGCAUCGGUGUGGCCGUCGGCGACCGGCCCGAGGGUCCCUUUACCCCUGACCCGGAGCCCAUUAAGGGCAGCUACAGCAUCGAUCCCGCGACCUUUGUCGACGACGACGGCGAGGCCUACAUGUACUUUGGCGGCCUGUGGGGUGGGCAGCUGCAGUGCUACCAGAAAGGCAACGACGUGUUCGACGCCGCGUGGCAGGGCCCCCAGGAGCCCAAGGGCGACGGGGCGUGCGCUCUGGGGCCUCGGGUGGCGCGGCUGACGGACGACAUGCGCCAGUUCGCUGAGGAGGUGCGGGAGAUUGUGAUCCUGGCGCCCGAGACGGGCAAGCCGCUUGCGGCCGACGACCACGACCGGCGCUUCUUCGAGGCCGCCUGGAUGCACAAGCGCAACGGCACCUACUACUUUAGCUACUCGACCGGCGACACGCACUACCUGUGCUACGCGACUGGUUCGAGCCCCUACGGGCCCUUCACCUACGGCGGCCGCAUCCUCGAGCCCGUGCUGGGCUGGACAACGCACCACUCGAUCGUCGAGUUCCAGGGCCGCUGGUGGCUGUUCCACCACGACUGCGAGCUGAGCAAGGGCGUCGACCAUCUGCGGUCCGUCAAGGUCAAGGAGAUCUUUUACGAUGCCGAGGGCAAGAUCGUAUCAGAAAAGCCUUGAUAGUAAAAAGGCAAAUGUAAUAUCCUAGCUUCUCCAAUGUAAACAAGCCAAAAAAUGAGGUAUCCUGUUCUGAUAUAAUACUCCCUUGACAUGCC
Molecule: messenger RNA, 1216 nt
Organism: Canariomyces notabilis
Lineage: Eukaryota; Fungi; Ascomycota; Sordariomycetes; Sordariales; Chaetomiaceae
Product: glycoside hydrolase family 43 protein
Exons: 1
Coding region: 141-1121 (326 amino acids)
Biological process (GO): carbohydrate metabolic process
Molecular function (GO): hydrolase activity, hydrolyzing O-glycosyl compounds
Source: RefSeq, a predicted model, not a curated record